CGUAUCCUUACUGCUUCAACCUACGGUUGCUGAAGCUCCCAUGGCGGACCGCGCUCUCUUAUCCCUCUCCCCACCUCCUUCCUUCUCCUCCAUCUCCGACCGAAUACCAUCUUUCCAUUCUUCAAUCCUCUCACGCUCGACCUUCUUGAAGACCAGACUCAGAAGAACAAUCAGGCAGAUAUGCCAAAGGGAAUUGACGGCAGAAUCACGGUCAUUGCCGCGGCUGAAGAAGUCCUUGGAAAACCCUUUUAUUAUCGAAAAGAUUUUAAAGGUGAAGGAGCCAUCAGUCUGGGUAUAUGCACUAUCAGUUGGACUUCCCUCUUGGUUGGCUUGUGCACAAGGUGCAGACGCAAGUGAAACUAUUCAAAUAAAUGCUGUUUAUGAGAUUGGAGAGUUGUUUGAAUUGGGAAUCCAACUAUCCUAUUUGCUUUUGCUCUUGGCCUUGCUUGGUGUGGGUUCUUUCUUUGUCAUCCGUCAGGUCCUAGUCCGCAGAGAACUUGACCUUUCCGCUAAAGAGCUGCAGGAACAAGUAAGAAGUGGUGAUGCUAGUGCAACUGAGUUCUUUGAACUGGGUGCAGUGAUGCUAAGAAGGAAAGUUUACCCCGCUGCAACUAAGUAUUUGCUUCAGGCAAUUGAAAAAUGGGAUGGAGACGAUCAAGAUCUUGCACAGGUAUACAAUGCCCUUGGUGUUAGUUAUGUUCGAGAUGGCAAGCUUGAGAAAGGAAUUACGCAAUUUGAAACUGCGGUGAAGCUUCAACCGGGAUAUGUGACAGCUUGGAAUAACCUUGGUGAUGCAUAUGAAAAGAAGAAAGACUUGAAGUCUGCUCUUAAGGCAUUUGAAGAGGUGCUGCUUUUUGACCCUAACAAUAAGAUAGCUAGACCACGGCGGGAUGCGUUAAAAGAACGCGUAACCAUGUACAAAGGAGUUCCUGUGAAAUCAAAAGAGAGAUGAUUGUGAUUGAUGGGACCAAAGUCGGCCUUUUCCUUGGUAUGAUCUUUCUCUUCAGUUUAUCUGAUGUCAUCUAAUUUUGGGACAGAGUAUUUCUUGACACGGAAAGUGCCGCCACCCUAAAUUUGUGAGCUUAUCAUGGGUAUUAAAUCCAGUGGUUUUGCCUCCUAAAAUCCUCCACGCUUGAAUCAUCGGAAGGGCAGAAAUUACCCAAUUAUCUCGGCACAUCAGAAUGUGAUGGGUGGCAGCUUCUGGUGACUUAGUCUCUUUGUUUUACGAUUUCAAAGUCAGAAGUUUGGGUUGCAUCCUGAAUGAUUUUGUUCGUAA
Molecule: messenger RNA, 1276 nt
Organism: Rhodamnia argentea
Lineage: Eukaryota; Viridiplantae; Streptophyta; Magnoliopsida; Myrtales; Myrtaceae
Product: tetratricopeptide repeat domain-containing protein PYG7, chloroplastic
Exons: 5
Coding region: 41-952 (303 amino acids)
Molecular function (GO): protein binding
Source: RefSeq, a predicted model, not a curated record